Messenger RNA from Lichtheimia ornata, 1056 nucleotides. RefSeq lists its product as uncharacterized. Bases 1 to 1056 code for a protein of 351 amino acids. Gene Ontology annotation, biological process: positive regulation of transcription by RNA polymerase II. The record is from RefSeq and is a predicted model, not a curated record. Lineage: Eukaryota; Fungi; Mucoromycota; Mucoromycetes; Mucorales; Lichtheimiaceae. The transcript is spliced from 6 exons. Gene Ontology annotation, molecular function: protein dimerization activity; DNA-binding transcription factor activity. Gene Ontology annotation, cellular component: RNA polymerase II transcription regulator complex.
AUGAGCCAAAUUAUUCUCGCCACCAAUUCACCCACGACGCAUGUAGCAGCGGCAGCAGCGGCAGCAGCCUCGUAUCGUGCUGAGCAGCAUCAACAACAAGCAUUUCACGCGUAUCCAGGUUAUGGCGGUUAUGGUGCUGUACCAACAGCCACCCCAUUGCAAUACCCACCACCCGUUCCCAUUCCUUAUCCAAUGACUACAGCAGCACGUUUUCCUUAUUAUUCAGAACCACCCAUGUCACCUCAUCAUCACCACCGUGCUACUCCAACGGUUGCACCAUCAAGUCCCGAUUCAGUGCCCGCUUCUUCAUCAGCAGCAUCGAACAAGGAUAUCUCGCAAACGACAUCACCCAACAGUGUGGGUGCAGCAGGAGGAGGACCUCUCUCCACACCUCAUAUUUUACCUUCACAACAACCCUUAGCUUAUCGACAACAUGAUCAACCCCAAGCCGCUUUAGUGACACCCCUUUCACCUCGUUUCUCAAAUGCCACCACAGAACGUGUCAAAGAAACCAUCGCUCGUGCCAACUCGGUUCCCAUGGAAUUCUAUCAUACCGAGUUUCUUGAAUACUCCAAAGAAACCUAUGAAAAGAAGAAACAAAAUGCCUGUAAACGCAACAAGCGUAAACGAUCAGCAGCAGGAACGAGUGAACAAUCAUCCACCACAACAUUGGAAAAGAAACAAAAAUUGGAUCAUAUCUCUGAAGAAGAGUCUACUACCGGCAACGAUGAUGAUUCGGUUGUAGAAGAUGAAGAUGGACAAUUAAAUACGGUGGAGAUGCGUCGACAAAUCCAUAUCCAGUCGGAACAGAAACGACGUGCUCAAAUUCGAGAUGGAUUUGAUGAGCUACGCAAGCACUUGCCCGGUUGCAACAAUAAGAAAAUGAGCAAGGCAGCAUUAUUGACACGCACCGUGCAACAGCUUCAUCAUUUAAAAUCCACGCAAUCGGAAUUGCUUGAGGAAGUCGAAAGACUUAUGCAAGAGAAUGAAAACUUGAAAAAGUUCCAGCAUGGUAUUCUUCAACGUCAAGCAAUGGAAAAGAUGUGUGCCAUCUAA